CGAGAUUGAUGGCAUGCAGUUUAUUAGGUCGAAGACACUUGCUUCAAACUGCUGUCAACAAUCGUUUCUCGUUUGGUCUUUCACAGCGUUGGAUAUCUUCUAGUAUCGGGAAUUUGCAUAUCACGAUGGAUGACGAAAAGAAACCCGUAGACUAUUCCGCUUGGAGCGCUCCGGAGCUUAUACAACGUGUCACGGAGCUCGAGAACAAGUUAAAGGAGCAGAACGCCAGAUAUACCUCAAAAUCAACCCAACAACCUAUUACUUCCGCCAAUCAACACCCCAUAGAAGUCAAAGAGCACCCUUCAGAACCACAAACCACCGAAGUCAAGCCUCUACCAAAGGUUUUUGACCCCUCCAAAUACAACACGCGCCUCAUUGCUCUCAAAUUUGCGUACUUGGGCCAGGCCUACAAUGGCUUCGAGCAUCACGCGAAUAACCCAACACCGUUACCCACAAUAGAGGAGGAGCUAUGGAAGGCACUGGUCAAAACCAAACUGAUAUUCCCGCCGGAAAGAGCGCCUCUAGAUAUACUGGAGGGAGCCCCCGGACGACCACGCAGGAAGCUCAGAGAAGAGGCGCAAGUCAAUUGGGAAGGCUGCGAGUACUCAAAAUGCGGCCGGACAGAUAGGGGCGUGAGCGCAUUCGGGCAGGUCAUAGGCAUACGCGUACGGAGCAACCAGCGAGCUCCACAGUUUCACGCUCAGGAAACCGCAAGUUCUUCCGCAGCAGGCACCGAAGCUACGCCAAAAGCCACGGAAAAAGUACAGUCACCAGAGCAAGCAAACGAAGAAGCUCCAUUCGACCCCAUCGCCGAUGAAUUCCCCUACGUGCAAGUCCUCAACCGCGUCCUUCCAAACGACAUCCGCGUUCUGGCAUGGUGCCCCAACCCACCGCCAGACUUCUCGGCGCGCUUCCAUUGCAAGGAGCGCCGCUACAAGUACUUCUUCACGAACCCGUGCUUUGCGCCCGUCCCUGGCGCCGCGGGCUCGUACCUCACACCCUCAAACCCCAACGCGCCCGCAUCUCGGGAGGGGUGGUUAGACAUCGACGCGAUGCGUGAAGCGUGCAAGCGCCUUGUCGGCCUACACGACUUCCGGAAUUUUUGCAAGCAAGAUCCGAGCAAGCAGCUCACGGAUUUCCGAAGGCGGAUCUUUCAUGCUGAUAUAGAGGAGGUGGCGAAGGUAGACCAGCCUGGGUUUCUGGCGCAUCCGGCGCUGCUGCCGCCUUCGUCAUCCUCAGGAGCAGGCCCGGAACCGAAGCUCUACGCGUUCGUGGUGCACGGGUCGGCGUUUUUGUGGCACCAGGUACGCUCGCUAGUUGCGAUUAUAUUCCUCGUUGGCCAGGGGUUCGAGAGCCCGGAAAUUGUCAGCCAGCUGCUAGACGUAGCUGCUAAUCCGUGCAAACCGAAGUAUCUGAUGGCGGAUGAUGCGCCGCUGGUGCUGUGGGAUUGUGUCUUUCCUAAAGCGGAGGACGCGGAGGACUCGAAUGUUAGGGAGAAAGGGUAUGAGGACUCGCUGAAUUGGAUCUACGUCGGUGAGAAGGGCGAGAUGGAAGAAAGAAGCGAGAAGAAAAGGACGCCGGCAAAGGGGAAAUGGGGACGAGGCGGCAUUAUGGAUGAUAUAUGGGAGGUGUGGCAUAAGCGGAAAAUCGAUGAGGUGCUGGCUGGGCAGUUGCUGGAGAUUGUGGCUUUGCAGGGGAAUCCGACACUCGGUAUUCAGCAAGGGCUUGAGGAUGCGGGGGUAGGGAUAAAGGCACAUCGGACGCCGAGUGCGAGGGUAUUUGAUGGCGGUGAUGUGCCUAGGUUGAAGGGGAGUUAUUUGCCGGUGCUGGAGUUGGAGAAGAUGGAUGCGGUGGAAGUGAUCAAUGCCAAGUAUGCGAAGAAGAAGGGAUGGGAUCCUGCGAAGCCGGCGGUGAGGAAUCUAGAUGCGGACGAGUGAGGUCAUCGUAGAUAUUAUAGUUGGGCAGCUGUCGCUUUCUAUCUUCCAAGACUAUGAGAUUUUACCCAGUUCCCCUUGCCAAAGGGAUGGUAAUCAACGUCCGCAGCCCAUUGAGCCUCAUAGAGACUCUCAUCCAUCUGAGAAGCGUCCAUGCCAGCAACAACAUCCCUAUGAAGCAGAAGAUUAGCAAGAGCAAUUUCCAUGGCAUACGACUAACUUACUCGUCUGGAGCCAACACCUCAAGUCCUGGCACGCAGUCUAUCAGAGCAAUGAUGAUAUACGACCCAACAAACGACCAGGUGA
Molecule: messenger RNA, 2240 nt
Organism: Mytilinidion resinicola
Lineage: Eukaryota; Fungi; Ascomycota; Dothideomycetes; Mytilinidiales; Mytilinidiaceae
Product: pseudouridylate synthase-like protein 3
Exons: 3
Coding region: 126-1937 (603 amino acids)
Biological process (GO): tRNA pseudouridine synthesis; mRNA pseudouridine synthesis
Cellular component (GO): nucleus; cytoplasm
Molecular function (GO): pseudouridine synthase activity; RNA binding
Source: RefSeq, a predicted model, not a curated record